AUGGCGCGUGCACCACUUUUUCCAAUCGAUGACUUGAGUUCAUACGACGGAGACAUCGAGAACGAUAGCUCUUACACGGGCACCGAUACUUUAGCUACUCCUUCAUUCGUUCCAACACCUCCAUCCUUGUCACCCCUUCGUUCUCACGCCCCACAAGCCCCUCAUCACAUGCAACUACAGCGCAGGCUGUCUGCGCUGCAGAAAUAUAAUGAGCUGAACCUGUCGCAGACUUCAAACCGCUCCAGCUCCACCCUCACGUUUUCUCCUGGGGCCCACCGCCGCUCUCAUCCCAACCUACACCACCUUUCCUUAGCCCCAUUGACGCCCAAAUAUCCAAUCACACCGUCCGACUACAACGCUUAUGUGGAUCCGGAUACCAGUCAGCUCCAUACAAGCUCAUCAUUGAGUCACAUAGCAAGCAUGCCGAGUCCCGGGGGCAUUCUUUCUCAAUCAGGCAGUCGCGCAACUAGCCGAUCUCGACAUCAAAGGAUCAAAAGCACAGGGUCAAUUCAGGUUGCGACUAGCUCCUCUCAAGGCGCUUUGAGCAGUGAAGUUUCUGGGAGUAAGACGACAGAGCUUGCAGAUCCUCUUACCAGGCAACAUCAUAUCAUAACGCACGCAGGGCCAAAGAGGAACGAAUCGAGCUGGCUCUUACAGACAGGGAUGGCGCUCACAGAAGGAUCAAGAGAAAGCAAGGGACAGAGCUGGCUUGCAAAGCGUGCUUCAUCUACAUCACUGCAAUCACCGGCCAUAGGAGACUAUCCAAAUUUCGAAUAUGCCCAAGGUAGGUCUGGACGAAAUACACCUAACCACAGUCGAAGAGGGAGUCGGGACAGGCGAAAAAGCAGAAGAGAGCUCGCAAUGACUCCUACUGCGUUGACAGCUUCUUGCGCAGCCGGACAACCUACAGCAGCUCAUACUUAUCCACCAAUUGCUAUGGCGUCCUCGGCCUCGGCAUGUGAAUAUGCGGCCAUUGAGCCUGAUUGGGCAGAUGCUCAGACCCAAGCCGAGAUUGCAGCAGACCUAGAGAUGGAUCUUGCGGACGAGCUAGAGGAUGGUGAGUUAUACUCAGAUGAUGAAGACAGAUAUGGCGCACUAGAAUUCGAAAGACACGACAUAGAGGAUGAUGAAAGGCAGGUCGAACAAGCCGUACGAGCUCGUGGCUUCAGGCUCGGAAGAUGGGUGGAUGGUGUAAUUGACGUGUUUCUGAAGUUGGACGAAGCCGGUGAGGAUGAGUUGGAAAUUGAGUAUGACAAGCCGGACCCUGGAGCUGUCACUGCUCCAAAUGAUGAUAUCGAAAAGAAUGAUCACCCUGAGAAAUCUAGCAGUCAGAAAGUUGAUGAUAUGGAUUCUGACGACGGCAUGGAGCCUGCUCCACAAAACCCGAAGAGUGUUUGGGAAGACUUAGCAUGGUUUGGGAGCCAAUCCUUCACUUCACCGUUCGGCCUUUCCAAGAUGGCGACGUUGAGUACGGCUUUUUCUAAGGAGAGCGAUGCUCCAGCGAUUAUCAUUCCAACCAAGCCCCAACCCCUCACAAUCUCCUACAAAGAGCUUUCAACCGAAGUGCUCUCUUUCCAGAAAAAGCUUGCAAGUUUAGGCAUUGCCCACGGCGCGGCUGUCUCCAUAGCGCUUCCAAACACGUACGAAUUCAUCGUUUCCUUCCUAGCAGCAUCAUGGCAGAGAGCAAUUGCCGCCCCACUGAACCCAUCAUAUAAGCAGGACGAGUUUGAGUUUUACAUCGACGACUUGUCCUCGGCUCUCGCUCUAGUAUCGAAGGGUUCGUUCGAAAAGGACGCCCCUGCUGUUCGUGCGGCAAGAAAAUAUGAGGCCGCGAUCGCGGAGUGUUACUGGGAUGGAAAGGAAGUGGUGUUGGAGGUCAAAGAUAAAGGGAAGCUUGCCAGCAAGGGCGGCCAAAAGUUAUUGCAAGCAGAUCCUGAUGAUAUAGCGCUUGUUCUACAUACCAGUGGUACGACUGGAAGGCCGAAAGCUGUGCCCCUGACGCAGCGCAACCUGACACGAACUAUGAAGAACAUUCAAGGUACAUAUGAGCUUACACCAAAAGAUCGGACUUACCUAGUGAUGCCUCUGUUUCACGUUCACGGCCUACUUGCAGGCCUUCUCGCUCCCUUGGCAUCGGGUGGCUCUGUAAUCGUGCCCAAUGGAUUUUCUGCGCGCCAGUUCUGGGCCGAUUUCAUAACUCACGAGGCAAAUUGGUAUACUGCAGUCCCCACAAUACAUCAAAUACUGUUGAAGAAUCCUCCACCGGAUCCAAUGCCCAAAAUCCGAUUUAUACGCUCAUGCUCAUCGCCUCUAUCUCCAAAGACGUUCCAUGAGCUUGAAACCGCCUUCAAUGCGCCGGUCUUGGAAGCAUAUGCUAUGACCGAAGCUGCACAUCAAAUGACCUCAAACCCACUCCCGCGCAAAGGCAAAAGACAGCCUGGCUCAGUUGGGUUGGGGCAAGGAGUAGAAGUAGCAAUUCUUGACAGUGACGGUAAAGAGGUUCCUCAAGGAUCUGAAGCCGAGAUUUGCAUUCGAGGCGAGAAUGUUACAAAAGGCUAUUUGAACAAUUCAAAAGCCAAUGAAGAGUCCUUCACCAAUGAUGGUUUCUUUCGGACUGGGGAUCAGGGCAAGAAAGAUAAAGAUGGCUAUGUCAUCAUAACUGGAAGAAUAAAAGAGCUGAUAAAUCGAGGCGGUGAGAAGAUCAGCCCGAUAGAGCUGGACAACGUGAUUGCGACCUUUCCACCAGUCGCUGAAGCUGUCAGUUUCGCUGUUCCUUCAGAGAUGUAUGGUCAAGAAGUGGGUGUCGUAGUGGUUGCGAAGGAAGGUAAGCAACUUAGCGAAAAGGAUAUAAUCGACUUCGUGUCUAGCAAGACAGCAAAGUUCAAGGUGCCCAAAAGGGUGUGGGUACAAAAGGAGAUUCCGAAGACAGCCACGGGCAAGGUACAGCGACGGAAAGUUGCGGAUACUAUGCUUGCCAAAGACAAGCCGAGAGCGAAGCUGUAG
Messenger RNA from Endocarpon pusillum Z07020, 3003 nucleotides. RefSeq lists its product as uncharacterized. The coding region runs from base 1 to 3003 and encodes 1000 amino acids. The transcript is spliced from 3 exons. Gene Ontology annotation, molecular function: medium-chain fatty acid-CoA ligase activity. Gene Ontology annotation, biological process: fatty acid metabolic process. NCBI's taxonomy places the organism in Eukaryota, Fungi, Ascomycota, Eurotiomycetes, Verrucariales, Verrucariaceae. The record is from RefSeq and is a predicted model, not a curated record.